This is a messenger RNA of Medicago truncatula (barrel medic), 1743 nucleotides long. Its product is annotated as protein ECERIFERUM 2. The transcript is spliced from 2 exons. The record is from RefSeq and is a predicted model, not a curated record. The coding region runs from base 103 to 1482 and encodes 459 amino acids. Lineage: Eukaryota; Viridiplantae; Streptophyta; Magnoliopsida; Fabales; Fabaceae. Gene Ontology annotation, molecular function: acyltransferase activity, transferring groups other than amino-acyl groups.
AUAUUAAUGAAGCUAGGUACUUACUUGUUCAUUUAAGAAAGAGUACACAACAUAACACUAACACACACUGUUAGCAUAUUCUCAUUUUAUUCAUAAGCAAUCAUGUCAGAGACAGAGUGUAAGGUAACACUUGAUUCAAAACUAACGGUUGUGUCAAGCAGACCAGUGAGUUCGGGUAAGAGCCACAAGUUGACGGGUGUAGACCAUGGUAUGAGUUAUCAUACACUGCAUUUGAUAUACUAUUACAAAAAUGAAGAAAAAUGGUUUGGAUCAUUUGAGUUGGACCCGUUGAGAGAAUCAUUGUCUGAAGUAUUGUCGAUAUAUCCGACAAUAACGGGCCGGUUGGGCCGAGAGAAGGAGGAGGAUGGUGGUAAUUGGGAAGUUAGGUGUAAUGAUGCUGGUGUUAGAAUCAUAAAAGCUAAUGUGGAUAGUACUAUUGAUGAAUGGCUAUCAUCUUCUGCUACUGGAUCUGAUGAGGCACAGCUUAUAGCUUGGGAUGAUAUGCCUCAUGACCCUAGCACAUGGUCACCUUUUAGAAUUCAGAUAAAUAGCUUCAAAGAAGGUGGUGUAGCAAUAGGACUAAGUUAUAGUCACAUGCUUUCUGAUUUAACUUUUGCAUCAUCAUUCUUCAAAUCAUGGACCCAAACUCACCGCCACAGCCCCAUUUCCAACUCACCUUUCUUCACUCCAAUCAAUAUUACUACCUCUUCACCACUCCUAAAUAACAACAUUCCAAAUUCAUCCCUAAAACCACAAACUAUUACCUCUUCAUCAAACCUAGCCACAGCCACUUUCAAAUUCUCAAGUUCAAUCAUUAAACAUUCCCUCUCCAUAAUCCAAAACAAAAAAUGUCUCAAUGCCACCCCAUUUGACUUCCUCUCAGCUUUAUUUUGGACUCGUGUUACUCACUUGAAGCCCACAAAAAUUCAUAAUCAAACUCACUCUUUAUCAAUCUGCAGAGACUUCAGAAAGCUAAUAAAACCAUCCCUCCCAACUGGAUAUUUCGGAAACGCGUUACAUUUUUCAAAUCUUUCGCUAAAAAUGGAAGAAAUGGAGAAUGGUGAAUUAGGAGACAUAGCAAGUUUAAUUCACACAAAGUUGAAAGGGGUUACUGAUAAAGAAAUAAGGUCUUCAAUAGAAUGGUUUGAGUCACAAAAGGAAACUGAGGAAGGGAAAUUUGGAACACCUAAAUGCAUGUAUGGGAAAGAGUUAACUUUUGUCUGCAUGGAAGAGGAAGAGACAGAAUCAUUGUUGUAUGAAUCAAUGUUUUGUGAUAGUGAGAAACCAGCUCAUGUUUCUUGUCGAGUGGGGAAUGUGGAAGGUGAAGGUUUGAUUAUAGUGAUGCCUUCUUCAGAAGGAGGGUUUGCAAGAACUGUGAUAGUAAUGUUGAAGGAGGAAGAACUUGAUAAAUUAUGCAAUGAUCAAGAAAUAUUGAAGCUUGAGCCAAAGAUUAUCCUUGCUGGUUGUAGGAUAAACCGUUGAUUUUUUAAAAUGCUACUAAAUUCCGUUUGAGUCAACAAUUAUUGGCAGGGUAGUUGUUGUAUAACUAAAUUCUGUUUGUAUGAAUUAAUAAGUGUAAGCUUUGUUUGGAAGAAUUAAUUAUUGGCAUGGCAGUGGCUGUUAGUUGUAACUGAAAAUUUAAAUUGUGAUUAUGAGACCGAUUAUAAUCAGUGUAAGCGUGGGAUAAGAUAUGUGUGUACUUUUUACUAGAAUGAAUUGUUUGGUGCAAAAAUUUGUUUAUUU